AUGGUUGUUGAAAAUCAAAGACCUGUCAUUCAAGAUGAAAAUGCAUUACAAUCAAAUGCUCGUGUAACAAGAUCAAAAACUUCAUCUGUGUUGGACACCAAACCUUCAAAUACAUUUUCAUCACUUCCACAGAGGAGAGCUGCAUUAUCAAACUUGACAAAUUCAUCAUCUGGUGUAUCAAAACCAAAACUUACGUCUAAAAAAUCUAAAACUUCACAAACCCAACAACAACAACAAGUUCAACCUACAAUCAUAAUUGAAGAAGAUCAAGAUGCAGAAUCAGUUGUAGAGAUACAGGAUCCUCAAGUACAAAAACAAUUACAACAACAACAACAAUCUAGAGCUCAAUUGAAAAGAUCUGCUACAGAAUCUUUAUCAAAUGUUGAUGAAGAUGAAUCUACAAAAUUGAAAACUCAAAAUAAUAACAAGAAGGCUAAAAUAGAAUAUGAAUGGAAAGAUCUUGAUUCUGAAGAUGCUGAUGAUCCAUUAAUGGUUAGUGACUAUGUUGAUGAAAUUUUUGAAUAUUUACAUCAAUUAGAAAUUGAAACUUUACCUGAUUCAACUUAUUUAUCAUGGCAAAAAAAUUUAAAACCUAAAAUGAGAUCAAUUUUAGUUGAUUGGAUUGUGGAAGUUCAUUUACGUUUUAGAUUGUUACCUGAAACUUUAUUCUUGGCUAUAAAUAUAAUGGAUAGAUUUAUGUCAAAAGAAAGUUUAGAAGUUGAUAAAUUACAGUUAUUAGCCACAGGAUCUUUAUUUAUUGCAGCAAAAUACGAAGAAGUUUAUAGUCCAAGUGUUAAAAAUUAUUCUUAUGUUACAGAUGGUGGUUAUACUGAAGAUGAAAUUUUGGAAGCUGAAAGAUUUAUUUUACAAGUUUUAAAAUUUAAUUUAAAUUAUCCAAAUCCAAUGAAUUUCUUAAGAAGAAUUUCUAAAGCUGAUGAUUAUGAUAUUCAAACAAGAACUAUAGGGAAAUAUUUGUUAGAAGUUACAAUUAUGGAUCAUAGAUUUAUUGGUAUUAAACCUUCUUUAUGUUCAGCUGCUGCUAUGUAUGUUUCAAGAAGAAUGUUAGGUAGACCUGAUUGGGAUGGUACUUUAACACAUUAUUCUGGAGGUUAUACAAAAGAUGAUAUGAAACAUGUUGUUGAAUUAAUAUUGAGUUAUCUAACUAAACCAGUUGUUCAUGAAGAAUUCUUUAAAAAAUAUGCAUCUAAAAAAUUUAUGAAAUCUUCAAUUUUAGCAAGACAAUGGGCUAAAAAGAUAGAGGCUGAAUGUAUUGAUAUAAUGGAAGAUGAAGAAUAA
This is a messenger RNA of Hansenula ciferrii, 1296 nucleotides long. RefSeq names its product cyclin family protein. The coding region runs from base 1 to 1296 and encodes 431 amino acids. Lineage: Eukaryota; Fungi; Ascomycota; Saccharomycetes; Phaffomycetales; Wickerhamomycetaceae. The record is from RefSeq and is a predicted model, not a curated record. Gene Ontology annotation, molecular function: cyclin-dependent protein serine/threonine kinase regulator activity. Gene Ontology annotation, biological process: G2/M transition of mitotic cell cycle; regulation of cyclin-dependent protein serine/threonine kinase activity. The transcript has a single exon. Gene Ontology annotation, cellular component: cyclin-dependent protein kinase holoenzyme complex; cytoplasm; nucleus.